Molecule: messenger RNA, 6948 nt
Organism: Vitrella brassicaformis
Lineage: Eukaryota; Vitrellaceae
Source: the annotation of a GenBank genome assembly
CGUGAAGCGGUCCAUCCUUUCACUACCCUUAACCAAUCGGGUCGCCGGACUUGCAUGAACCUGUUUGGUCCUCGAUUCCUUCGCGGGAGCAGCAGGAUGUCGAAUGAAGCAUCAGCCCAUCUCAUUCAGCCCAUGGAGGUCGACGACAGCUCCCCCUCUCCCCGACCGCCCUCCCGUCCCGCCACAUCCUCGUGGCGCAUUCUCUUGCCCAUCAUCAUGUGGAAGCACUGGCUCGUCCGCAAGCGCAAGAGUCAGCAGCUCCGCAACCUCAUCUAUCAGACCGUCUUCUGGACUGGCAUCAUUGCGCUGGCAAAGCUGACGGCACCAGACACCACUUAUGUCGAGAGGCGAGCGCCGUGGGACGAGCAUGCGGCCUUCAGGAGGCUGCUGGAGGUGCCCACGGCCUCCCAUGUCAACCGGACGAUCCUGGUGGGGAGGGCAGCGGGGGUGUGCGAGGAUGAUGCGUAUCGGCUGAUGAAUCUGACGGCCUCGCUGCUGACGAGCCAGCUGGACAAGUAUGGCUAUGACAUCGAUGUGAGCAGCCACGUUCUGCACGUCGAGUCGAAUGCGAUGCUCCAGGCGGCCAUGAGGACCGACUUCGAGAGCUACUGGUGUGGUCUGCUAGUGAAGCGAAUCGACCCCACUGCCGAUGUCUACGACAUCUCCAUCCGCUUCUAUUCCAACGAGGUGCCUGACACGUCGGCAAAGGUCGUCAGCGACCCCACCCAGUGCCGCAAGUACUUGAAGCCUCUCUUUGCCCAGCAGAAGGGCGUGCACACGACGUUCACUCAGUGCAUCGCCCUGCAGUACCAGCGGCAGGGGUUCCUGGACAUCCAGACGGCCGUCAGCCGGGCGGCCAUGCGGAUGAGCGCUGCUGCUGCUGAGGAUGACCAUAGCAACGGCAGUGAGGCCAGUGGGGAGGCGUCGUCUCGUUCCCCAUCUGUUUCCUUCUCUCUGGUGAAUGGAGGGCGGAGUUCCCAUGAGUCAUCCGAUGAUGCUGACGACUGGGUGGUGGAGGAUCCGGCGGCGGGCGAUGCCACUGCUGUUGACGAUGAGAGCGAGCGGGUGACGAUCUCGUAUGCACUGGACAUGUUUCCGCAGCACGCGUUGACAAUUAGCGGGCUGAAGCUCUCGGGUCUGCAGAACUUCGCCCCCCUUUAUCUGAUACUGAGCUUUCUGACUCUCUUCACCUAUGUGGUUUAUGACGUCGUGACGGAGAAGGAAAACAAGUAGGACAGCGAGAAUGGAAUGGGGACAUAGAUGUACAGGCAUGGAUGGUUCCCCUGCCUGUGCGCAGGUUGAAGGAGAUGAUGCGAAUGAUGGGCCUGUCCACGCCUCUGUUCUGGCUGUCCUGGACGCUCACAUACGGCGUCUUCAACGCCCUGCUCGCACUCAUCGCCGUCGCGGUGUCCUACCUCAGCGGCGUCUUCGGCCCCCGCCCCUCUGUCUUGCUGCUGUUCCUGCUCUUUUAUCUAUACGCCAUGUCCCUGGUCACCUUCGCCUUCCUGGUGAGCGUGUUCUUCAACAAGGCCAGGGGGGCCUCGGUGGUGGGCUACUUCACCAGCAUUGUGCUCAACCUGGUGGCCAUACCCAUCAACUCGGUCUGGAGGGACAGCCUCGGCUUUGCGAGCAGAGUGGUGGUAAGCAGGCACGGAGGGAGGCGAGUGUAGGUGGUGGGGUCCAUGCACAUCCCUUUCUCUCUCUCUCUGUGUGUGUGUGUGUGUGUGUGUGUGAAUGUGGGUCAGCUAUCGUCGCUUUCGACUGUGUCCUUCUCCAUGGGCACGUACGACGCCCUCACAAUGUCGGCGCAAGGUCAGCAGACACACAACUGAAGCAACUGACACACGUCACGCCUUCAUCUACCCCGUCUCUCCCUCCCUUGCCUACCUGCAGGUGGUGCGACCUUCUCCAACAUGUUCCACCCCCACACAACUGUCGGCCUGUCGGUCGUCAUGCUCCUCAUCGACACCCUCGUCUACCUUCUUCUCGCGGCCUAUUUGGACCAGGUGGUGCCGCAGGACAUCGGCACCACCAAGCCAUGGCACUUCCCUGUCACAUGGUGGUGGGCCAGGGGAGGGCUGUGCGGCCGACGGAGGGAGGCGAGGGAGGUGCGGGAGGUGACCAGGCAGGGCGGCCGUGGCGUGGCCAUCGAGAUUAUGGGCCUGAGGAAGGAGUUCCCUGCCACAUGUAGGCCUUGUCCCAUCAAGAUCGAUUGAAUGGGUGGGGGAUGGAUGCUUGAGGCGUCUGCCAUGUUUGUUUGUUGUCAGGGCGUGAUCGGAAGAAGGUGGCGGUGGACAACCUGUCCCUGACGCUCAACACCCACGAGGUCUUCGCGCUGCUCGGCCACAAUGGGGCCGGCAAGUCGACGACCAUCCACAUCCUCACGGGCCUCCUGCAGCCCACAUCAGGCGACGCCACCGUCUUCGGCCUCCCCCUCUCCACCCACAUGGACGACAUCCGCCAGCACAUCUCCGUCUGCCCCCAGGAAAACAUCUUCUUCGAGGACCUCACAGUCGAGGAGCACCUGAUGUUCUUCGCGGGCCUCAAGGGCAUGUCGUGGCAAGAGGGGCGGCGGGAGUGGGAGCGGCUGGUGGAGAAGGUGCAGCUGGGGGACAAGCUCAAGACCAUGGUCACCGACCUCAGUGGAGGGCAGAAGAGGCGACUCUGGGUGGCCAUCGCACUCAUGGGCAGCGCCAAAGUCGUCUUCCUUGACGAACCGACCUCAGGUACGUCUGUGUGUGAGACAGCAUGACAUACACGGGUCGAUUCGCUCAGCCUUUUGCUCAGGGAUGGACCCAUUGGCCCGCCGUCAAGUGUGGCAGCUGAUAGAGGAGCACAAGGCGCAGGGCCGCUGCGUCAUCCUCACCACCCACCACAUGGAGGAGGCCGACCUCCUGGCCGACCGCAAGGGCGUCCUCUCCAAGGGCCGACUGCAGUGCGUCGGCUCGUCCCUCUUCCUCAAGACCACGUUCGGCAUCGGGUACUACCUGGAGAUACAGCCCAGCCGGCCGCAGCAGUGCUCCACCGACCGGCUGCUCGGCUUCGUCAAGCGGCAUGUGGCCGACGCUACACUGAUGGAGGGAGGUGCGGGGGCGUUCCGGGACGGUUCGCCAUCCCCGUCAACAUCCCCAUCACGAGCCACAAAUGCCCGGUCAAUUGCUAGCUCGCCCACAUCUGCUCAACCGCCGUCAUAUGCCAGUGCUCGACGGCGCGGCGACAUCGUGACGUUCGCCCUCCCUUUGGCGGCCGCCGACUCCUUCGCGGCUCUCCUGAAGGACCUCGAGACCAACAGGGAGGAGCUGGCCAUCGACGAUUUCGGCAUGUCCAUGUCCUCUUUGGAGGAGAUAUUCUGCAAGCUUGGGGAUCAGGAGGACGCCAUCGAGGCCGAGGCGUCCGCCGACCAGUCCCCACUCGCAGGUGCAGAUGCGCACGCCCAGAACGGUGCUCAGCCUCCAUCUUCAGAGGAUGACGCGUCUCCCACGGCCACGAAUGGCGGACGGAGACGGGGGCGUGGCAGCGACUACCAGGCUACCAUGGUCAGGGACGAGCAGGAUGAUGAUGCCGAUGGCGCCACAUCCGACGCCAGCAAGGAGGAGAGGGCGGCGGAGCAAAGGCCCAAGGGCGACCAAGGUCGGCCGCGAGGCAGCUGGUGGCAGUGCUUCCUCGCCCUGGUCGACCUGCGCCUAGCCCAGAUCCGCAACAACAAGCGGCUGCUCUUCAUCGAGGUCUACCUGCCCCUCUUGUUCGUCCUCUGCGGCAUGUUCAUGCGCCGCUCCAGCUUCCUGCGAGACGCCGGCGAGCAGGACAGCAAGUGGACGCCCCCUGCGCUCCCCGUCCUCGACUACGGCCGUGUCUUCAACGGGACGCCCAUCCCCUAUGCCGUCGAUCCAACGAUCCCUGCGACCGCACAGGAGUCAUUGCGCGGCUGGCUGGCGUCGACCAGGCUCAGCAACCAGUUCUUUGCUCUCGACGUGGCGCCACAUGAGAAUGAGAAUGCGGAUGGGAAUGCGACACGAGAGAAAGACGCGAUACACGCCAUGCAGCAAUACCUGUGGGCCCGAAGUGGCUCUUCGGACGAACGGGACUUUCACUUCUACCCCUCUGCACUAGUAUUCGAGCCCUCCAGCCAACAAUCCAAUGCAACCGCCCCCAGCAGCGGCAAUGGCGUCACUGUCCGUGUGUUGUGGAACCCCGCCGUCAUCCACGGGGUGCCGUCGAUGCUCGCCACGCUCAACGAGGGAUGGAUGCGAUACCAGGCCGACACCAAACGCGCCAGCAACGACCGGGCUCUGUGGCUGCUACAGCUACCGAGGCUGAGUACGAGGGAGCGGCGGAGACUGGCCAGGAUGCUCGCCCACCCCUUUCGAUCGGCGUUUUCGAUGCGCCUAUGGGGCAACCGGCGGCUGGUCAAGAGGCGGAUGGGUGCGACAGAGGGGCAACAGCAGGGGGGAGGGACGGAGGCGCCGGCCCCCCCAUCUCCCACUUUGUCCAUCACGAGCGAGCCGGUGCCGACCCCGUACGUGGAGAUCUCCCCCAGGAUGCUCAGCUUCCUGCUGCUCGUGGGCAUUGGCCUGCUGCUCGUGCCAAAUGGGUUCGCUGUCCAGGCCGUGGCUGACAGAGAGCUGGGCGGCAAGCAUUCCCUCUUCGUGGCGGGGCUGCCCAUCCCCCUGUACUGGCUGGGCACCUGGUUCGUCCACUACAUCAUCAUGCUGACGAUCGCGUGUGCGAUGCUCGCCAUGGUGGCCUCCUUCCGCCUGGAUUUCUUCCAGGGUGUGGCGCUGUGGGUGUUCGCGGCGGGCCUGCUGCUCUACUCGAGCAGCACCCUCUUCUACGCGUACGUGGCGUCGUUCAUCUUCCCGACACGCGACGCGCUGAUGAAGUACUUCCCGCUGCUCAACCAUUCCCUCGGCGUGUUCCCCCUGAUGAUUGUGGCGGUCACGCAGCAGUUCCCCGGCGGGCAGCACGUCGGCCACGCCAUGCACGUGUGGGUGUCCUUCCUCUCGCCCCCAUACACACUGCUGGGCCUGAUGCUCUACCUCAUGCUUAUCGGUCUGGAGGCCAACUUCCUGAACGUGCAGCCGACACUCGUCGACUACCUCGAAUUUGACAACUACGCGGCCUACCCCCUCCUGGCCAUGCUCGUGCACAAUGUGGCGCUGUUCGUCCUGCUGGCCGUCUUCGAGUAUCGGUCCUACAACAGGGCCAACACCAUGAUGACCACCAAGGCGCAGCACCUGCUCCGCUUCUUUCAGCAGACCGCCGCUGCAGCCACAGCCACAGCCACAGCCGCAGAGAGGGAAGACGCCCAGGUGACCGAUGAAGACGUCACCAAGGAGGAGGCGGACGUCGCAAGAUGGGUGGAGCGGUUCGCUUCCCCGUCUCCCCCCCGGCCAGAGGACCACCCCCCACUGAUCCUCUUACACGACCUGCAUCACGUCUAUGUGCCCAAGAUCACCACAUCCCCACCAAAGUGGGCGGUCCGGGGGCUGUCCUUCUCUGUGGGGCGGGGGGAGGUCUUCGGCCUCCUCGGCCCCAACGGCGCGGGCAAGACGACCACGAUCAGCCUGCUGACGGCGCAGGUGCGGCCGCCCACUGCUGGCGGGGGCUACCUCGGGGGCCAUAACAUCCGCACCUCCAUCAGCAAGGCGUUCCCGCAGCUGGGCGUCUGUCCGCAGUUCGAUGCGUGCACACGUGACAUCACUGUGGUCGAGCAGCUGCGGGUGUUUGCGAGGAUCAAGGGGGUGCCGCAGAGGGAGCUGGAGGGGCGCGUUUCUGAGGCGCUCCGCGAGAUGGGCAUCCUCGAGGACGCUCACAAGGUCAUCCACAAAUGCAGCGGAGGGACCAGGUACGCACACACGCGCAUAUCCACACACCCUUUUCCAUGUCUCUCUCUCUCUCUCUCUCUCCAUCCAUCCAUCCAUCAGGCGUCGGUUGAGUGUGGCGAUCGCCUUCAUGGGUGGUCCAGACAUAGUCAUCCUGGACGAGCCUUCGUCCGGAAUGGACCCCCAGGGCCGCCGCCGGCUCUGGUCCGCCAUCCAGCGGCUCGCCAGGUGCCGCACCCAUCCCCCCGCCAUCCUCCUUACCACCCACUCGAUGGAGGAGGCCGACGCCCUCUGCACCCGGCUGGGCAUCAUGGUCAAUGGCCGGCUGCACUGCCUGGGGUCUUCUCUCAGCAUCAAGGGCAGAUACGGCCAGGCGUACAAGCUGGAGAUCCAGGGGGAGGAGGAGAGCGAUAGAGGGGGAGGGGGAGGGGGAGAGGACGGCUGGUUCGCCCGUGUGGACGGCAUGGUGCGUGCGGAGCUGUCGGGCGAGGCCGUGCUCAAGGACCGGUUCGGCCGGCGACUGCUUUACGAGAUACCCUUCUCUGCACGAGCACGGCGAGGGCAGCUGGGGGGCAUGUUCCAGGUGCUGCAGGAGAGGAAGGCCGCCCUGCGGAUACGCGAGUACUCGCUGUCGCAGCCGACACUCGAGCAGGUCUUCAUCCGCUUUGCCAACAGGCAGCAGCAGCUGGAACAGCAAGAUGUUACCUUCGCGCAGCCGCCCAGCAUGUGGACAAGGAUGACAGGGGGCGGCGGCGGCAGCUCAGUGGCCCCGGUGGCUGUGCAGCCGCAGUGAGGGGCAGAGGAGCGCCUGAUGGCAUGGAUUGAUGAAGGCAGGGCAGGGCAAUCUUUUUUCCCCCACCCCAUCCCACCCCGUUGUAGAUGUCCGCACAGCAAGCUUCACGAAUGAAUGAUUUUUGCCAUCGGACGGCAGUGAGUCAGGACUGAGUAGCGAGGGAUGCAUGUCGUGCCUACUGUACAGCUCGCCCUGUGUCGCUUUUACAACAAUCGCGUGGAUUCAGAAGGAUCGGUCGGUCGGCAUUUCGUCAGUCAGAAGGCGAAGAGCUUGACGUCACGAGUCAGGGCGACACGAUACGCAUCCACCACACGCAAUGCACAUCGAGGCCCG